Hyaloscypha bicolor E is the source of this 1029-nucleotide messenger RNA. RefSeq lists its product as uncharacterized. Lineage: Eukaryota; Fungi; Ascomycota; Leotiomycetes; Helotiales; Hyaloscyphaceae. The transcript is spliced from 2 exons. The coding region runs from base 1 to 1029 and encodes 342 amino acids. The record is from RefSeq and is a predicted model, not a curated record.
AUGGGCUGGUUCAAUCACUUCUACGAGGGCGUCAGCUCUGUAGUCCAUAGUAUUGCCACCACCGCCAAAAUGGUUGGUGAUGUGGCCACCACCAUAGGCACGGUCGCCAGUAAGAUUGCACCACAGUCAGCACAUGAGGACAUCCUGGCCAUCAAUGACGGUCCUACCAUUGAAGUUCUGAGCAGCAAUGUCGAAGUGGUUUCAGCAGCCAUUCAAGCAGCGGCUGACGCCGAAUUGGCCGCUAUUCAUCCCGGCCAACCGGCAGAUUUCAAGGUCGCAAAAUCGUACCGAAUCAAGGGUUUCACAAUGAAUCGAAAGAUCCUCUCGCUCAAAGAAGCCGAAGACCGAAAGGGAAAUCCAUCGACAAACGCAACCCCUUUCAUGUACGGAGACAUGACCAACCUGCUCGCACAGAAGGGAUUGCCAAUUUCAGCUCGCUUUGAACCUGUUGUACCUCAACGAUGUCGAGGUCAACGUAACGCGGAGCCUGCGGACAUACUCGACAAAAGCCAUAUGCUUAUUAACGACAUGUCGGGUUUUCCUAUCUACAAGAUCGCUCACGUAAGCUACAACCUUAAGAUGGACGAUACUGGGACCAAUAAUGUCACUCACUCUGCCUUCUCCCACGGGUGGGGCCUAAGCCAAGCAGACAUCGUGAAAGCUCGCCAGCUACGCAGCAAAGAAGGUUUGGACAUUGUCACUCCUUCGACGGUUCCCGAAGGUCAGUUGCCUGGCUACAGAAGUGUAGUCAAAGUCGGGACCCGAACUGCAGACACCACGCGCGGCCUAACCACGGGUAUCCAAGGAUUGGCAGCACACCAAGGAUGGAAGAUCACGUCUUUGACGCCGAACGGGGCCGAUGCCACCCUUACCAUCGAGACCAGAGAUCCGCCUAUUGACAUUCAGAUUUUCAUCGUUGAUUGGGUUUCUGGGCGACUUGAUCCCACUCCGGUGCCAGUCCCUGAAAAUGUUCACCUCGAUCUGUGCAAGAUCAACUCGGCUGUGCCGUGCCUCGUGGCUGCUGCCUAA